CUUGAUAAUUCCGCAAUUAACAUUAACUUGCACUACAAAUCAAAACUUCUUAGAGAAGAAGAAGAGCCAUAAACAUAAACAACAUCCCAAAAAAAACAAAUUUUUUUUACAAGAUUCAAGGAAAUAACAAAAAAAAAAGAAAAAAAAAAGAAUUAGUCCCCCAAAAUUUUAUCAAAAUAAAAACUAACAAUUUUCUAGAGAGAGAAAAUAUAGGAAGCUAGAGAGACAAAGAGAUAGUGUAUGAAGUUAUGAACCCUCUUCUUCUUCUCUUCCCAUUUAAACAAACAGGUCAAACCCAACAAACAACAAGAAACACCAACACACCCCAAAAAACAACAACCCAUCAUUUUCUCUCUCCUCUUUCUUCAUCACCCACCUCUCUAAUCAUCAUAACCUUCCACCGCCGGUAACUUUUCCGGUGACUUAUGUGAUUUUUACUCUGGUUUCCGGUAAAUACCCGGUAAUCGGUGAAAAGGGUUUCGUUUAUUUUCUUCUUUUAGUAGAACUAUAUUUAGUUAGUUUUUUUUUUUUUAUUAAAUGAAACAUCAGCAAACAAAGGGUAUUAAUAAAAACAAUGGAUUUACCCGUAAUUCUUUCAAGUUUAUUUCAUCUUGUAUUAAGACUGUUUCUUCCGGUGUCCGGUCAGCCGGUGCUUCUGUUGCCGCUUCCAUUACUUCUGAUUCAAAUGACAUCAAAGACCAGGUGCUAUGGGCUUGCUUUGAUAAGAUAGAACUCAGUCCAUCUAGCUUCAAGCGUGUUCUGUUACUUGGUUAUACCAAUGGCUUCCAAGUAUUGGAUGUUGAUGAUGCCUCAAUUGUUACUGAGCUGGUGUCAAGGCGGGAUGGAGCAUGUACUUUUUUGCAAAUCCAGCCUCUCCCUGCUAACUCCGAAGGUGGUGAAGGAUUCAGGGCAUCACAUCCUUUACUUCUGGUUGCUGCAGGAGAUGAAACCAAGGGUCCCGAUCCCACUCAGAGGAGGAGAGAUGGGUUGGUUAGAGAUGGCUAUAUUGAAUCCCAAACUGGGAAUGUGGUCCAUUCUCCAACCGCUGUUCGCUUUUAUUCGUUGAGGUCUCACAACUAUGUUCACGUUUUGAGAUUUCGUUCUGCUGUCUAUACAGUUAGAUGUUGUCCUCGCAUUGUUGCUGUGGGCCUUGCUUCGCAAAUAUAUUGCUUCGAUGCUCUUACUCUCGAGAACAAAUUCAGUGUUUUGACUUAUCCGGUCCCUCAAAUGCCUGGCAUGGGAUUGGUUGGUAUCAAUGUUGGUUAUGGUCCUAUGGAUGUUGGUCCAAGAUGGUUGGCAUAUGCUUCUAAUAACCCCUUGUUGACUAAUACAGGGCGGUUAAGUCCUCAAAGUCUUACACCUUCUCCUGGUGUGAGCCCGUCCACAUCUCCUAGUGGUGGGAGUAUGGUGGCUAGGUAUGCUAUGGAGUCGAGCAAGCAGUUGGCUUCUGGGCUGAUUAGUCUUGGUGACAUGGGCUAUAAGACAUUCUCCAAGUACUGUCAUGAGCUUCUUCCUGAUGGUUCUAGCUCUCCUGUAACUGCCAGUUCUGGCUGGAGAGUUAACAAAACUUCUGCUAAUUCACCUGAGGAGAUUGCUGGGAUGGUUAUUGUUAAAGAUUUUGUUUCCAGAGCUGUUAUAGCACACUUUAGGGCUCAUACAAGUCCAAUUUCUGCGCUGUGUUUUGAUCCUAGUGGGACACUUUUGGUGACUGCAUCAAUACAUGGUAAUAAUAUAAACAUCUUCCGGAUAAUGCCAUCAUGCUCAAAGAAUGGAGCAGGCAGUCAAAACUACAAUUGGACAUCAUCUCAUGUGCACUUAUACAAGCUUCAUCGUGGCAUCACAUCAGCUGUCAUUCAAGAUAUCUGUUUCAGCCAAUAUAGCCAGUGGGUAGCUAUAAUCUCAUCAAAAGGAACUUGCCACAUAUAUGUUCUGUCUCCCUAUGGCGGGGAGUGCGGGCUUCAAGUUCAGAAUUCUCAUGUUGAUGGACCUACUCUUGUUCCCGUCUUAUCUUUGCCAUGGUGGUCUACUUCAUCUUUUACUGUGAAUCAGCAGGCCUUUUCUGCUCCGCCGCCACCUCCAGUAACACUUUCUGUGGUUAGUAGAAUAAGAACUGGUAAUUCCGGGUGGCUCAACACAGUAAGCAGUGCUGCAUCUUCUGCAGCCGGAAUGGGCUCUGUGCAACCUUCUGCUGUUUCGGCUGUUUUUCAUUGCUCAAUGCCAAUUGGAUCGCUGCCUGGACGCUCGAAUUCCUUGGAGCACCUUUUGGUUUACUCUCCUUGUGGUCAUCUUAUCCAAUAUGGACUUCUCCCUUCUAUGGGGACGGAGACUGCUGAUACUGCUUCAAGAACUGGGUCAGGGUCACUGGUGCAGAUGCAGGAUGAGGACUUAAGGGUGAAGUCUGAAGUCGUUCAUUGGUGGGAUGUUUGCCGAAGAGCAGAUUGGCCAGAAAGGGAGGAGUGCAUCAAGGGGAUUGUUUUUGGUAGAAAAGGUUCUUCAGAAAUGAUGUUGGAGACAUCUGACUCUGAAGAUAAUGACAAUGGUGGAAAGGCAGAAGAGCUGCAUGAACAUUCCACCUUAUAUCUAUCCAAUGCAGAAGUUCAAAUGAAUUAUGGCAGGAUACCGACAUGGCAAAAUUCUAAGGUACACUUCUUCGCUAUGAGUUCUGUGAUCCCUGACAGACAAAAAUGUUCUGUUGAUGAUGAUCUUGGUGGAGAAAUUGAAAUUGAGAAGCUCCCUCACCUAGAGAUUGAAAUAAAGCGGAAGGAUUUGUUGCCUGUUUUUGAACACUUCCACAAAGUGAAUUCUGAUUGGAGCAACAGGGGUGCAAUUGGGGAUAUGUAUUCUACUUCCACAGCUGAAGCUCGUUUGGCUGAAGAUAAGUACCCAUCUCCUGCUGUUGUCCAAUCUCAACCUGUACAUAACUCACAGUUUGGACCCUUUGAAUCGGCUGCACAGAUGGACAUAUACAAGUCUUAUCUGGGAAUUGCUCAAAAUCAGAUUGUCAACAAUGGGAUAAAAGUUCCUACUACCUUUCCUUUGCCUUUACUGACCCAAACCUCACUAAAAACUGACACUUCCAUUAUGGAAAUCUCUCCACCUGAAAACAGUUGCCUUGUAAAUAGUCCAUCCCCUGUAAAAAAUGCAUCACUUUCAGCUGAAAGAGCUAACCCAAAGGAAGUCCAAUCGUCCAGCAGUGUUGGAGGUAGUGAAGCCUCAAAUGUUAGUUCUAACCGUUCUGAUUUUAGUAUGAACGUUGCUGAAGAAAGCUCUGUCCAAGACCCAUUAGAUUAUGGGGGUUAUUUCGAAGAGGAAUAUUGUAAAGCUGCACCUCUUGAUGAAAGCCAUGAGCUGUCUGAAGUUGUUACUGAUGUAGAUAGCAGCAGUAGCCCCCGUGAGAAAGCGAAGUCUGAAGAAGAUGGCGAGAGUGAUGAAUUGCUUGGAGGUGUUUUUGCCUUUUCUGAAGAAGGAUGAAAAGCAAAUCUCAGCCGGCUCUCUUUGUGCUGGACUUGCUGUCAAGUAUAGUAAAAUUAUAGUCAGAGGUCCACCAAAUCGAGGGUGAUGAUUCAAGUGAUUUAAGGUUCUGUCCAUCAUAGCCAUUUGAUAUUGAAUCUAUGGAAUAGACUCGUUCUCUCGGGGGUUACGAUGUAUAUUUUUUUCUUCUUUUGUUGUUCCUCUUUUGUGUCAUUGCUACCAAAGCAAGUGCUUCUGGUUUUCCAUUCUUCUAGUUUACAUGUACAUGUUGUAGAUUGAAUAGUGCAAAUGAUUUCUGUGAUCAUAUGUUCUUUUAAUGCUCUGUAACAUUAAAUUCUUCAAGGAAAGAAAAAAAAAAGAGAAAAUUUAGAAAUAAGAAAAAGGAAAGAAAAAAAACUUGGAUGAUUGUUA
Molecule: messenger RNA, 3882 nt
Organism: Beta vulgaris subsp. vulgaris (sugar beet)
Lineage: Eukaryota; Viridiplantae; Streptophyta; Magnoliopsida; Caryophyllales; Amaranthaceae
Product: autophagy-related protein 18h
Exons: 9
Coding region: 538-3471 (977 amino acids)
Biological process (GO): response to starvation; autophagy
Cellular component (GO): cytoplasm
Molecular function (GO): protein binding
Source: RefSeq, a predicted model, not a curated record